CCCAGAAUGCAGUCUCCUACAGACAGAGCUGAUCACAUGAUGUGGUAAAAGGCCAAUCACAGCGGCCUUUUACCACGGCAGUGAUGAUCAGUGCCCUGAUGAUCGGUGCCCAGCAGUGUGCCCACCAGUGCCACCCAGCAGUGCCACACACCUGUGCUCAGCAGUGCCACCUACCAGUGCCCAUCAGUGUAGCCCAGCAGUGCUGCCAGUCAGUGCCACCAGUCAGUGUCAGUGUCCAGCGGUUGUGCCAGUCAGUGCCCAGCAGUUGCGCCAGUCAAUGCCUAUCAGUGCUGCCAGUCAGAGCCCAGCAGUGAUGCCAGUCAGUGCCACCUAUCA
Molecule: messenger RNA, 336 nt
Organism: Staurois parvus
Lineage: Eukaryota; Metazoa; Chordata; Amphibia; Anura; Ranidae
Source: the annotation of a GenBank genome assembly